Molecule: messenger RNA, 3809 nt
Organism: Linum trigynum
Lineage: Eukaryota; Viridiplantae; Streptophyta; Magnoliopsida; Malpighiales; Linaceae
Source: the annotation of a GenBank genome assembly
GCGAUUACACUUGGUCGCAGUUUGGUGUUGUGUUUUGGCGUGUCAAGUUUUUGGCGCCGUUGCCGGGGACCCUCUAGGUUAUUGGGGAAACGUGCAAAUCUGUUACUCUAGCUUUGUCUUUACUGCAUUUUCUCUCUUCCACCUGUGUGCCUUCACGGGUUGUUUCUGCUGAUUGUGUGCAGGUAGUGCAUGACCCAUAGCCAGUCGGGAGAUCUACUACCACUAGACCAGGAGAUUGAACGAACCUGCAGAACUUCAAGCGGGCUCUAAAGGCGCGACUGGCUGCGGAGGAGGCGCUAGCACAGCUACAGAUCACUGAAGAAGAGGAGAUGGCUGAUCCACAGGACCAUGAUGUGGUCAAUCCCGAGGAGCAGACCAUGGGACAUUACUGGACCGCCAGGGCUGCAGACAUGAGGUCACCCAUUCAACACCCUCAUGCCCCAGCCAAUAAUUUUGAGGUGAGCACCUCAGUAAUCAUCAUGUUGCGCGGUUCAGUGAUGUUCCGUGGCAAAGAGGGGGAGUUCCCCCGAUCACAUCUCAGGCGAUUCCACGAGCUCAUUGAUGGAAUCAAGAUCAAUGGGGUCCCAGCAGAUGCCAUCCAGUUGAGGUACUUCCCAUUCACCCUAGAGGGGCAGGCCAAGGAGUGGCUAGACACUCGACCUCCGGGCUCCAUCACCACGUUCGCCAACUUGGCGGACAAGUUCCUCACCCGUUACCAUCCUCCAUCCAAGACGGCGGACCUGCAGAAGCAAAUUACCCAUUUUGCUCAGGACGAGGAUGAGACCAUCAGGGAUGCUUGGGAGAGAUACAACAGUCUCUUCCUGAGGUGUCCCAAUCAUGGUUUCAAUGAUGCUUUCAAGGUGGGAACCUUCUAUCACGCCCUCUUCCCAGAAGACAAGCAGCUGAUUGACUCAGUUUGUGGCGGGAACAUGCUGACCAAAACACCGCCACAGCUGAAUCAACUCUUUGAGGAGAUGGCAGAGAACGGGUAUGAUUGGGGCACUGCUAGGAGGUCGAGGAUAGCACCAAGCCGAGGUGUACAUUUUGUGGGAAACCACUCCUCUGAUUUGGUGCAGGUGGUGUCGAAGCUGGUUUCAGCUAUCGAUCGUUCCGGGAUGAUUGCAGGUACCGGACAACAGCAGGCGAUGCUCUGCCAUUGGUGCGAGAGCACCCAUCACACGGUGGUAGACUGCCAGGCGAUGAAGGAAUCUACCACACCCCAGGAGCAGGUGAACUUCAUCAAUAAUGUUAGGCGCAACGACCCCUACAGCAACACUUACAACGAGGGGUGGCGCCAGCAUCCCAACUUCUCCUGGGGUGGGGCAAAUUCCAGACCACCAGUCUCCCAGGGACCACCGGGCUUCCAGAGGCCGCCAUAUCAGCCCAGACAAGGGCAAUUCCAGCAGCAGCAGCAUCAGUCUCUCUAUCAGCCCAUGCAAGGGCAUGCUACUCAAUCACAGCCGCGACCUUUCCAGCAGCCAGGUGCAGCCCCUGCCACCCCAGUGCAGAAUGAUCCGAUGGCUGAAUUGCGGGACUUGGUGGGUUCUCUCGCCAGUUCUAGUGCUCAGAAAUUCAACACUCUAGAGCAGUUCAUGGAAAAGGCCUCGAGUAAGUUCCUGGCUCUUGAAGCUGGUCAGAGGAACACACAGGCUGUCUUGCAGGAUAUCCAAACCCAGCUGGCGAGUGUGGCUCAAGCAGUGGCACAAAGGGCUCCUGGUACUCUACCCGGUCAGACCAUCCCUCAUCCACAGAACCUGAAUGAGCACUGCAAUGCCAUCACAACCAGGAGUGGCAAGAUGACUGCUGAUCCACUUGUUCGGGCAAAAGAGAGAGAGGCCCCUGCCUCGGCAUCUCCAGCAGCUGAAGAAGAAGCAGAGAAGGAGGUUGAGGUGCCUGCGCCUAACCCGCAACCAGUAGUGAAGGAGUAUAUCCCUCAACUCCCCUUCCCUACUCGGUUGCACAAAGACAGGCUAGAUGCAGAGUUCGGGAACUUCAUGGUUAUGCUUAGGAAGCUGAAUGUCCAAGUACCUUUCCUGGAGGCACUAUCUCAAAUGCCUAAGUAUGCGAAGUUCCUGAAGGAUCUUCUCUCAAAGAAGCAGGAGUUGAGCGAGCUGGCCACUGUGGAGCUCAGCGAGGAGUGCUCGGCCAUUCUGCAGAACAAGCUUCCGCAGAAGCAGAAGGACCCAGGUAGUUUUACUAUCCCGUGCUCUAUAGAUAAUUUGCAUGUAGAGAGGUCCUUGGCAGAUUUAGGUGCUAGUAUCAAUGUUAUGCCGUAUAAACUGUUCAAGAAACUAGGCCUAGGUGAACCCCGUGCUACUAGGAUGAGCCUUCAACUAGCUGACCGAUCUGUAGUGCAUCCUAGGGGCAUAAUGGAAGACCUUCUGGUCAAGGUUGGCAAAUUCAAUUAUCCUGUGGAUUUUGUUGUCUUGGACAUCAAUGAGGACACAGAAGUGCCCCUUAUACUGGGAAGGCCUUUCCUGGCCACCGCCAAGGCUCUCAUAGAUGUGCAUGAUGGGACCUUAGUUCUGAGGGAUGGUGAGGAGAGAAUAACGUUUUCAAUUGCUAAUACUGUUCCUGUUUCGUCACCUCUGCAUGCUGUAUCUCACCAGGAGCACGAGUCUGUCAUGUAUCCUUCUGUGUUUCCUAUUUUGCAGGAUCCGCCUCCCAUACCAUCGCCGCCACUCCCGUCCACUCCGUCACCGAAAGAACAGAUCAAGGAGGAGUGGCGGCCGAAAUUGCAGGCAGCUAAGCCUGCUCGGAAGAAAGCCGGAGACCACUAUGAGCUGGUCCCGCCCCCACCUUGGCCAUCCGAGUAUUCACUCGCUUGCAUCCUGCCGGAUGGCCAAGUUGAGUUGGCAAAUGCUGGUGGCCACAUUCGUCGUGUGCAUGGCCACCAUUUGAAGCUGUACCUCAAGAGCGAGGUGGAUCCGCUCUUGAAGGCACCUGCUCCUUCACCUCAUUGAGCAUCCACCGACUGGCGUCUAGCUAAAAGACGGUAAAGAAGCGCUUGUGUUUUUUCUUUUGAUUUUUUUGUGUUUUUUUAGUCUUGAGGGGUUGUUCACGAGUUGUAUGUCGUUCUGAAGUGAAAACAGGUCAAUUUCGGAGUUCUGGUAGCCCACACGGCCAGCCCUGAAAGCCACACGGCCGUGUGGAAUUUAUUUUUGGCCGUGUGAGCUCUCGCAGAAUUCCACACGGCCAGCUGUGAUUGUGACACGGCCGUGUGGAAAUUCCCCCUGGUCGUGUGAGCGCUCGCACAAUUUCACACGGCCAAAUGUGCUUUUCGCACGGCCGUGUGAUAAUUCAUCGGCCAGCCCGUGUCGGCCGACACGGGCAAAUGUGAACAGCGCACGGCCGUGUGAGCCUGGCCGUGUGACCGAGCCACGGCCUAUAGAUUCGGCCGACACGGGCGAGUGGUCAGAAAAUCCCACUUCUCUCGGCGGAAACCUCUCCCCCUCGCCGGAAAACCGCGACUUUUCGCCAUCUUUGUCGAUUUUCGGCCAUUUUUGGUCGGUUUUUCACAAAUCCAACACCACACCCACCCUUUCCUCCCCAUUAUCGGCCUAUCCCUCGAUUUUGAGGUGAUUUGGUUUGAUUUUGAGUCGCCGGAGGCGAUUUCCGGCGAGACUCCGACGAGCACUUCCCGGCAGUUUUUCGCCCUUUCGUUGCUUCCAUUGCAUUCCCCUCAUCAUCCCCUACACCUCUACUUGAGUCUCCAGGUUUGAUUUCGAACUUAACUAUGUUUUUUAUGGAGAAUUGGGUGUUAGGGUGCAUGUUUAGAGAACCUCUUUGAAUAAUGUGAAUUGUGUGCA